This is a messenger RNA of Ipomoea nil (Japanese morning glory), 1217 nucleotides long. RefSeq names its product pre-mRNA cleavage factor Im 25 kDa subunit 2. The transcript is spliced from 7 exons. Bases 129 to 731 code for a protein of 200 amino acids. Gene Ontology annotation, molecular function: mRNA binding. The record is from RefSeq and is a predicted model, not a curated record. Gene Ontology annotation, cellular component: mRNA cleavage factor complex. NCBI's taxonomy places the organism in Eukaryota, Viridiplantae, Streptophyta, Magnoliopsida, Solanales, Convolvulaceae.
GGAGAAAAUAUUUGCUCUGAGACGCUCCUCUUCCUCUUGGGUCCUCUCCGGCCACAUCGGAAUUAUAGAAAGAGAAAUCAGCUGAAAAUCUCGCCGGUCUACGGAGAAAAAGGGGAGAGUUAGCAGAGAUGAUAACGUCGCCGGUGGUGAACACAUAUCCUCUAGCCAGCUACAGCUUCGGCACCAAAGAGCCGAAGAUGGAAAAGGACACCUCCGUCGCCGAUCGCCUUGCUCGCAUGAAAGUCAAUUACAUGAAGGAGGGAAUGAGGACUAGUGUUGAAGGAAUUUUGUUGGUACAAGAGCAUAAUCAUCCUCAUAUUCUUCUUCUUCAAAUUGGGAACACUUUUUGCAAACUUCCUGGUGGGCGCUUGAAGCCUGGAGAGAAUGAAAUUGAGGGGUUGAAAAGGAAACUCUCCAGCAAACUUGCAGCUAAUAAUUCCGCUGUUCAGCCAGAUUGGCAGAUUGGAGAAUGUGUGGCCAUCUGGUGGAGGCCAAAUUUUGAAACAAUCAUGUAUCCAUAUUGCCCCCCACACAUAACAAAACCUAAGGAGUGCAAAAAGCUCUUCCUGGUUCAUCUGUCUGAGAGAGAGUACUUUGCUGUCCCCAAAAACUUGAAACUUCUUGCUGUGCCAUUGUUUGAACUCUAUGACAAUGUUCAGAGAUAUGGACCUGUCAUAUCCACAAUUCCACAGCAGCUGUCUCGGUUCCAGUUCAACAUGAUCCAUCCAUAGUUUCAUGACAUCCAAGAACUCAUGCCCAUGCAGAACAUAGAGGACAUCAAAUUAACCGGGUAUAGGUCCAAUUUGAAGAUACUAGAACAAACACUCGAGACACAAAACCCCUCUUUUCUACUUAGACAUUGAAGUGAAACCGCAAAACAUGCAUGAAUUUAGGUCUUUUUAUGUUUUAUUUAUGAUGGAUGAUAUUGCUGCUGAUAUUUGGAUGGUGUAAUUUUGAAGACAGGGUUCAUCUGUUGUAGACAUGUAACUUAUUUUAUUUGUAUUUUUUUUGGGGCACAUCAUACUAGAUGGGGGUAGAAGUCUUAACACAUGUAGUCGUCGUGAUUAAAUUGCAAAAUAUCUGUAGGUUUUGAAUGACUCUUGCGGCUGAGUUGGUGAAAUGCUUGACAUGUUUAGGAUGUAAGUUUCCAAAAGACAGCAAUUUGUGUAUUUAGCAGUGAUUUAUCAAUUCAAGAAUGUUUUUUGUUUUAGAUCAAA